This is a messenger RNA of Trichoderma virens Gv29-8, 1284 nucleotides long. RefSeq lists its product as uncharacterized. The transcript is spliced from 2 exons. Bases 1 to 1284 code for a protein of 427 amino acids. The record is from RefSeq and is a predicted model, not a curated record. NCBI's taxonomy places the organism in Eukaryota, Fungi, Ascomycota, Sordariomycetes, Hypocreales, Hypocreaceae. Gene Ontology annotation, molecular function: zinc ion binding; DNA-binding transcription factor activity, RNA polymerase II-specific. Gene Ontology annotation, biological process: regulation of DNA-templated transcription.
AUGGCCGGAAGCGUUACCACUCGAAAACAAAACAGCAAAUGUAGAACCAAGGUAAAGACUGGUUGCACAACCUGCAGAAUUAGAAAGGUCAAAUGCGACGAGAAAAGGCCGUUUUGCCUGAGAUGUGUCAAUACUGGUCGUGCUUGCGACGGCUACGAGUCUCCCUUUCGAAUCUUCCCCAGCCAACCAUCAAGAAGCUCUCAUUCUGGAGACAGUAGCUCAGCUGUUGAUCUACAACCAGUCCAGCCCGUCCAGCCCCCCAUCAUUGAAAUCACCCCUCAGGACAUUGACCUUCUCAAUCGUUGCUUCUCAACCAAAACCAUACUCGACGUGGAGCUGGGCUGUGAUGCAGAAGCCAGGCAAGCCCUCCAGGCCAGCCUGACAGAUCCGUCUAUUCGACACGCAAUAUCGUCUCUCAGGGCUCUUCGAGAAGAUUUUGAAACGUCCGGAGAUGAUCCAGCGUCUGUCGCGCCGCCGACCCCGGGCUAUCACUACGGCCUCCAGCAGUAUAGUAUGGCUUUGGGGGGUCUUACCUCUAAAAUGUCAUCUCCGGGCUCCGACCGGCUGAAGUCGGCAUUGCUUUGUUGUCAGAUCUUCAUCAGCAUUGAGCAAGUGCAGAAAAACUACGCUGCAAUGAUCCAGCAUAUCAUUCAAGGACUCAGGAUCAUGCACGAGUACCGGGCAAGGCCAUAUUUCGCCACCGUGAAUAGACUCAUACCAGCACACCAUGAUCAACUACCUUUACUGGAUGUCUUCGUCAUUAAGGUGUUUGCUGCACCAUGUAAAUUUGCAGACACCUCUACAACGGCCGACACAAGUGUGACGACGUUGCCGCCGCAUCAACAGCCUGUUGAAUCUCGUAAUUUUCGCGCGAUUGCACCCGACAUGCGGACGGAGCUUACGAGAAUCGCCACGUCGUCGCUGGAAUUCCUCAGUAAAGUGUCGCAAGUCGAAUCGGUAGGAAUCGGUUUUCAACUACUAUCCGACAAGGCAGCUCUGCUGGCCUCGCUAGACUCGUGGCUCAUUGAUCUUGAACACGUUCAGACGGAAACCGAAUAUCCCCGCCCUGAGCCCAUCUCAGUAUCAUUCUUGCGCCUCUUCCAUCUAAUACUGAAAAUCGUCCUCUUGGGGGCACUGGACUCCUCACCAGAUCUUGAUGCCAAGUUACGAAUUGAGAACGACAGACUGCAGGGUUUAGCCAACAUCGUGGAUGAGAGAGCCAAAGCUUAUACAACGUGUAGUGGGACUAGUCAUGGCCGAGGAGAGCGCCCUACAGUGCGCUGA